Messenger RNA from Paramormyrops kingsleyae, 2120 nucleotides. RefSeq names its product integral membrane protein 2C-like. NCBI's taxonomy places the organism in Eukaryota, Metazoa, Chordata, Actinopteri, Osteoglossiformes, Mormyridae. Gene Ontology annotation, biological process: negative regulation of amyloid precursor protein biosynthetic process. The record is from RefSeq and is a predicted model, not a curated record. Gene Ontology annotation, cellular component: Golgi apparatus; plasma membrane; extracellular exosome. Gene Ontology annotation, molecular function: amyloid-beta binding.
GGUUGGUCCAACUAAAAAGGCGAUUCCCAUAGCUGUCAGCAAUCGACGGACGCAGUGGCACCAGCAGGAAAGCUCCAGAUUGCCGGCUCUGCAGUGAGAAGUCCAGGAGCAGCCUUUUCUUCAUAGUACAGACAUGGUGAAGAUCACCUUCCACAACGUCGCAGGGCAAAAGCCCGACAAGGAGAACGAGGGAGACAAAGCGGAGAUUCUGGUUCCAUACCCCCACGAUGAACUUACACUCCCACUUCGCUCCAAGAGAUCCUUCGUGAACAGCCUUUGCUGUCUGAUUUUCGGCCUGGUGGUCUUCCUGUGUGGUGUAGUGCUGGCAUCUGUUUACCUGUACAAGUACUGCUUUGCAGCGCAGGAGCAGCUUCCCGAGGAGAACCUUUUCCACUGUCGUGUGCUCUACGAAGACUCCAUCUACGCCCCCCUACGUGGGCGCCAGGAGCUGGAGGAGAAUGUGGGCGUUUACCUCGAGGAGAACUACGAGCAAAUCAGUGUGCCUGUGCCGCAGUUCGCUGGGAGUGAUCCUGCUGACAUCAUCCAUGACUUCCAAAGGGGUCUAACUGCCUACCAUGACCUUGCUCUGGACAAGUGCUACAUCAUCGAGCUUAACACCUCGGUGGUCCUCCCCCCACGGAACCUGUGGGACCUCCUGAUGAACAUGAGGAGGGGAAGCUACCUGCCCCAAACCUACCUAGUCAGGGAGGAGAUGGUGGUGGCAGGCAGAGUGAGGAACCUCCGGUCACUGGGAAUGUUUAUCCACCGGCUGUGCGGCGGCAAGGAGACCUUCCGACUACGACGACGCCACCCACGGAGACGUAUCGAGAAGCGCGAUGCGCUGAACUGCCAUAGCAUCCGUCACUUCGACAGCACCUUUGUGGUCGAGACGGUCAUCUGCGAUUCAGCCUAAAAUCCAGAGACUCGGUUCAGUUCAUCCACCAAGAACCGGGUUCCGUGCGUGUUGCAGUUGCACUUUACAGCCCUUUGUACUGGAUGCUGUCUGAGACCAUUUAAAUGUCCCUCAUUCUUAUUUAUUAAUUCCCUGUCGUCUCUUAUUUUUGUUGAAAUUAUGUGUGUAUUGUAGGAUUUUUCAGUUAUUCCUCUAAGAGUAAAUGUUUUUUUUUUUGUCGUCUUAUUAUUUAUAACUUUGCUUUUUGCUGUCGGUCGACAAAAUGAAUGGGCGAUUCUGUUACUUAUACCAAACAUGUCCUGGUAAUUUCCAUUCCAGUCCUCACUCCUGGGAACUGUAGCGUUAAAUAUUUCUUAAUCCAGUAACAAGAAAUAUGCAGUGUUGGGUAGGAAUUAUGCUGCUUUCUGUGAGAACAUGUUCUGUCUAUUCUGUAUGUUAAAAUAGUAAAUACAGAUUGUACAUGAUAAUGCUGUAUUUAUUAUAUAAAUGAUUUGUAUGAAAAAUACUUCCAUGCAUCCGCACUACAUCUAUGUUAAAUAAGCGUUUGGCAUGUCAUGUAAAUGGUCGUCUUUAUUUUUAAAGCAUACGUCAGAUUUGAUCUAUGGAGUUUUGUUCAACUAAUACUUUUGUCUGUGAUUAAUUUAUAAAAGUUUCAUUAUUUGGUUUUUAAAAUGCCUUCAUCUUCGUCUUCUUCUUUUUUUUUUUUUUUAAUUAUUCACAUUUUGUGCAGUUAGACUGUCACCCAGGAACUUUGACUCCUGGAUUAGGCGUUGAUGGAGUUGGCUAUAAUUUGCGAUCUGGAUUGUGUAAUUAAUUUUAGAAAUUUAGUUUUGGGUGUCCCAGAAAACCUCAUUAGCCUGAGCUUCCCCCAGUGUGGAUUAAACGCUAUUUCUAGUGUCUGAUCUGUUCUGUAAGUUCUGGGUCGCAGUAGAGAUGGGAACUGUAAUUCACACAAAAUGGUCUUUUUUGUUCUUUUCUCAUUCUGCAUGUCUGUUACCCAGAAUUUCAAUCUCUAAAAAAAAUAACAUUUUGUAAAACUAUUUAAAAAAGACUUGACUUAGAAUCUGCUACAUUCAAAAAAAGUUAUUGGUCGAUUUGACCACUCUGAAUAUAACUGAUUCUAAUGUACAUUCACUAAUCACACCCUUUCUUUUACUCUGUUUCCAAAGCCUCUUUAUGAAUCAAUAAACAUGUGAAUCUAAAGUGU